GGGUUGGCAGCUACAGGCUCUUCCAGAAGUCAGGCCCUUUAUUCCAGGGACUAGGGGGAGCCCCACUCUGACUGACCCCCAGCAUGAGAAGUCAUCCACUUGAUGUGAAAGUAAGUCUCUGAAAGGGACUCAGAACCCUUCAUACCCCGUUGGCUUUGCCACCAAGCGCAGUCAUUCCCUUGUCCCUCAGAAUCUCCUCCCCAACGCCUCUUCUCAGCAGCGGAUGAAAGAGACAGGCACAGCUGAGUUUAGUAGCUUUCAGGCUGGGGUGGCAAGGCCCUGAAAAGGGCAGUGUCCCGCUCAAGGUCACACAGCAAAGAAGAGAACCAGGCGGCCACAACUCAGCUCAGUCUCGAGCCCUCUCUCCCCAGCUGCAUGCAAGCCACGCACUCCACCAGCUCCUGGGCUUUCCUCUGCACCUCACUUCCCCAGCCCCAGGCCUUAGGCAGCUCUUGGACAGAAAGGAGGCAGAAAGCUGCAGACACUGCUCUCUGAGGACCACACCUCAGAGAAGGGCUGAUCUCCCAGGUGGGGUUGCUCUGAGGCUUCUGGCAGGGAGGCAGGCCUGAAAACUGAUCUCCAAGAGGGCGUGGCCCCAGAAUGCCGGCAAAUAAAAAUCCAGAGAGCCGGCCCCGGCUGGAGACCAGUGGAAGGCCAGAGGAGCAGCUCCGCAAGCCUCUCGGUUUCUAGGCCUUGGAAGUGAUGCCCAUGGCGUCCCCCCGAACGCUGCUCCUUUGCCUGCUGGUCCUGGCGGUCACUGGAGGCUGGGGUCGGCAGGUGGCCAGCCCAGGCUGCCACUUGCACCCCUUCAAUGUGACAGUGCGAAGUGACCGCCAAGGCACCUGCCAGGGCUCCCAUGUGGCCCAGGCUUGUGUGGGCCACUGCGAGUCUAGUGCCUUCCCUUCCCGGUACUCCGUGCUGGUGGCCAGUGGCUACCGACACAACAUCACCUCCGUUUCUCGGUGCUGCACCAUCAGUGGCCUGAGGAAGGUGAAGGUGCAGCUGCAGUGCUGGGGGGACCGGAGGGAGGAGCUGGCGAUCUUCACUGCCAGGGCCUGCCAGUGUGACAUGUGUCGCCUCUCCCGCUACUAGCCCAUCUUUCCCCUGUCCCCGUGGUCAGAGGGCUUGAGCUGGGGCUUAUUCUGUAUAUCCUGAGCCUCCCUGAGGACAGCAGCUCCACCCCUUAAAGCCGUGGUGGUUGCCUCCCGAGAAGGGGGACAUUUCUACCUCUGCUGGGCCUCCUAACCAGCUUUCACCAUUUCCCUUUGCUCCUUGUCCCUACCCAUAAAUAAAACAAGCAUUUCUCAA
Manis pentadactyla (Chinese pangolin) is the source of this 1308-nucleotide messenger RNA. It is a transcript of the gene GPHA2, whose product is annotated as glycoprotein hormone subunit alpha 2. The transcript is spliced from 4 exons. Gene Ontology annotation, cellular component: extracellular region. NCBI's taxonomy places the organism in Eukaryota, Metazoa, Chordata, Mammalia, Pholidota, Manidae. The record is from RefSeq and is a predicted model, not a curated record. Gene Ontology annotation, biological process: cell surface receptor signaling pathway. Gene Ontology annotation, molecular function: hormone receptor binding; hormone activity. Bases 703 to 1092 code for a protein of 129 amino acids.